CCCAGUUCAAAUAGUUUUCAGCUAAAAUUGUGACAAUCUUCUACCCAGCCAAUGUGAUUUCCUGCUAAAUUUCGCAAUCUUCACUUUCUAGCAAUAGUGUUGUAUAUGUUAGGGUAAUAGGGACAAUGGCUCAAUCUAUGAAAAUUACAUCAGUGUCUACAACUCCUUAUGAAGAUCAAAAGCCUGGUACAAGUGGAUUAAGAAAACCAACAAAGGUUUUUCUGACCAAGGCAAACUACACAGAAAAUUUUGUACAAUCAAUAUUAAGUGUUGUCAAACCAAAUCAAGACAGUGUUUUAGUUGUUGGUGGAGAUGGAAGAUAUUACAUGAAAGAUGCGAUACAGAUUAUUGCCAAGUUAUCAGCAGCCAACAAGGUUGGAAAGCUUGUGAUUGGUCAAAGUGGUAUUUUGUCUACACCAGCUGUUUCAUGCGUCAUUAGGAAACUGUCUGCCACUGGAGGUAUUAUCUUGACCGCUAGUCAUAAUCCUGGAGGUCCAGAUGCAGAUUUUGGAAUCAAGUAUAACAUUUCCAAUGGAGGACCAGCGCCAUCACAAGUCACGGAUGCAAUUUUCAAUGAGUCAAUAAGUUUGAAGAAUUAUGAAACAUGCUCUGAUCUUAAUAUAGAUCUUGAAACGCUAGGGAAGCAAACAUUCAUUGUAGGAGAUGAUAAGAGAACCUUCACAGUUGAUAUUAUCAGUUCUGUGGAUGAUUAUGUUGAUUUAAUGAAAACCAUUUUUGAUUUUGACUCCAUCAAACGAUUUAUUAAGACGAAAGAUUUUAAGCUCAGAUUUGAUGCCCUUCAUGGAGUGGUGGGUCCUUAUGCCCGACGAGUGCUUUGUGAUGAGCUGGGUUGUCCUGAGGAUUAUCUUGCCCACUGUGUACCUAAAGAAGAUUUUGGUGGAUCCCAUCCCGACCCUAACCUCACCUAUGCUCGUGACCUUGUUGUUGAGAUGGAAAAGGGGAUCUAUGAUUUCGGUGCUGCUUUUGAUGGGGAUGGAGAUCGCAACAUGUUGAUCGGCAAAAAUGGUUUCUAUGUUUCUCCUUGUGAUUCCCUUGCAAUAAUCGGAGCGAAUCAUGACGCAAUUCCGUAUUUCCGUAAACAUGGUAUGAAGGGAAUGGCCCGUAGUAUGCCAACUAGUGGUGCGAUCGACUAUGUUGCAAAAGAAAUGAAUGUGGGAUUUUAUGAAACACCAACAGGUUGGAAAUUCUUUGGUAAUUUGAUGGACGAUGGUAAACUGUCCCUGUGUGGAGAAGAGAGCUUUGGUACUGGAUCUGAUCAUAUAAGAGAAAAAGAUGGAUUAUGGGCUGCUUUAGCUUGGUUGUCAAUACUCUCACAUUUGAAUUUAACUGCUGAAGAAGUUGUAAAGAAACAUUGGGAGAAAUAUGGUAGAAACUGUUUUACCAGGUACGACUAUGAACAGGUGGAUUCUUCUUCUGCCAAUCAAAUGAUGGAAGGAUUGAAGCAACUCGUUCAAGAUCAAUCCUUAAUAGGUACUGAACAUAGCAGUUGUGGACAAACUUAUACUGUUUCAAAGAUGGAUGAUUUUGAGUAUACAGACCCUAUUGAUCAGAGUGUUGCAAAAAAUCAGGGUAUUCGAAUCAUAUUUUCUGAUGGAUCAAGACUAAUUUAUAGGUUGAGUGGCACCGGAAGCAGUGGUGCAACUAUUAGAAUGUAUGUCGACAGCUAUAUCGCAACAGGUUCAGAAAAUCUCGCUGCUCCUGCAUCAGAAGUAUUAAAACCACUUGUUGAAAUUGCAUUGAAAUUAUCAAAAAUACCACAACUUACAGGACGAGAGAAGCCAACUGUUAUUACAUAAAAACGAAAGUACUACCAUAAAUUAAAUUAUAACAUGAAUGGUGUAAACAAUAGUCAAAUUGGUAAAAAGUGUUCUUAUAUUAGUUUAUAUAACUUAUUAAUAAAUGCAGUAUAUAAUUGAUAGGUGCAAAAUUUUUCCAUUUGUUGGUGUUAUAAAUAUUUAUUAAAAAAAAAAACAGUUACCCUAAGUAAUAAACACUGUUAUCUGUAUGUUGUACUAAGAAAAAUAAUAUGCCUAUGUUUAGGAGACUUUAAUUUUCCAUUUUAUUGAGCAGAGUUGCCGUGUGGAUGAUAUUUUCAAUUCAGAAAAGGGCAUAUAAAUGCACUACAAAAUUGUGCCAAAGAAAGUACAACAUAUUUUGUAAAAACACUAACCUCUGUAUUUGGAAAAUAACUGUACACAGAUGUUGCAAAAAUGCAAAAUAUGUUUCCCCCACUACACAGAAUUUUUUUUCUUGUUUUGGAUAGACUACAAUCAUGCAAUACUGUCUUAAACGACAAUACACUGGGGAUAUUUACUAUUUUUCGCUUUAUGUAGAAAUAAUUUGGUGUCCAUGGCCUUGUUUUGUUAAGCUUAAUGAGAUUUAGUUAUCAGAAUCCUCAAAGUUUUUUUUAAUGAAUAUAUGGACAUCCAUGACUUGAUAGAUACUAUUCAGUUCCUUUUUGUUGCAAUAUAUAUGAAUGAAAGUACUACACUGUAAUUAUCGAUAUUUCACAGCGAGUAAUAUCCAGUGCCAAGAGUGUACAAUAAUUGAAACUGUUUUCAAGUGACGCCACCCAAAUUCCCCACGCUAGGGUUAUUCAUAAAUGCAUAUAUUUUUUGUGGGGUGAUAUAAUGAAAUAAUAACAUAUACACAUUUUUCGUUUUUGGUACUAUUAAAGUUUACAAAGUUUAUAUUAUGCUUAAUCAAAAGCACUAGGUAAUGUUCUCAAAGUUCCAAUAUAUAACAUUUGCAAGUUUAUGCCAUUGUAAUAAUGACAAAUAAUAAAUAGACUUCCAGUGCUA
This is a messenger RNA of Styela clava, 2822 nucleotides long. Its product is annotated as phosphoglucomutase-1-like. Gene Ontology annotation, molecular function: magnesium ion binding; phosphoglucomutase activity. The record is from RefSeq and is a predicted model, not a curated record. Gene Ontology annotation, cellular component: cytosol. Lineage: Eukaryota; Metazoa; Chordata; Ascidiacea; Stolidobranchia; Styelidae. Gene Ontology annotation, biological process: carbohydrate metabolic process.